AUGUUCGUUGAUACUCUUAUAGAAGGAAAAACCCUAGUCAAAGCGUUAAUUGAUACAUCCUCGAAAUUUAAUACCAUUGAAGGUAUGAGCAUCCCAUUAAUCGAUGAAGAUUUUAAUAAAGCCAGUACCACAAAAAAUAACUCACCUGUAUUCGAUCUAUUAUUGGAGGAACUCACGAAUAUGUUCAAGAAUUUAUCUUUCAAAAUUAGCAAGAAUAAGAAAUAUCCUAAAGUAGACUCAAAGAGUUAUUGCUCUACAAUAGAUUUAGGUGAUAGGUAUAAAAAGCUUUCAUUAAAAAUGUACCUCAAUAAUAUUUGGAA
Messenger RNA from Diversispora eburnea, 320 nucleotides. The record is from the annotation of a GenBank genome assembly. NCBI's taxonomy places the organism in Eukaryota, Fungi, Glomeromycota, Glomeromycetes, Diversisporales, Diversisporaceae.